Molecule: messenger RNA, 744 nt
Organism: Botrytis porri
Lineage: Eukaryota; Fungi; Ascomycota; Leotiomycetes; Helotiales; Sclerotiniaceae
Exons: 1
Coding region: 1-744 (247 amino acids)
Source: RefSeq, a predicted model, not a curated record
AUGACGGGAAAACCGGAGCCAACUACAAUACCAGAGAUCAAGUGCCAUGUACCACUGAAUACUUGUGGAAAAUGGGAAUGUCUGAAGAACUCCCUGCUUCCGACAUGUCGGAAAUGCACGACUGAGGUCAUCAUCUACCAAUGUGCUCACUUGAAGGUCAAGAAAUCACACCGCUGCGAAGGGUGCCGUCCUAGCAAGAACGAAUAUCCCAGCAGUCGACCAAUGCUACUACUCAAACCUCAUAAUGAAAACUUAUAUAAUACUAUUGUCUGUGCAAAUUAUUUGGACCACGAAGAACGUCGCGAAAAGCGAAAGGAGUUGAUUUCACAGCAAACAUUACCAGUCCUUUUCAACUCUCAGCCAGAGAGCCACAGGCGACUAAACCCUGAUUAUCCCGAUAAUCCGGACGCUACCUUUCGGAGACCAACAGUUAAAAUACAGCAAGGACCAAUACUCACGCCACUGCCAGCCUAUGGAGAUUAUAGAUACACUGAGGGAUAUCCGCAUGGCCAACCGAAUCCCCAAUAUAUCCCCGUCCCUGGCUCUGCGAUACCACCAGCUUGGGGACAGCCACUACAACCAUUGAUAAGAGGGGAAAAUCAGCAAAGACACGCAGAAUGGGAAAGAGAACGACAACGAGAAGAAGCCCGUGCAAGUAGGGCGGCCGACAGAAAAAGUUUCGAGGAAGCUGCCCGUUAUGAAUCAACCUUACCCCGAGGGAAAAGACGCCCGAGGGGGCAUUAA